AUGGAGGGCAUCUUCUCUACCAAGUCCGACGUCUACAGCUUCGGCGUGUUACUACUAGAGGUCGUCACUGGUAUUAGGAGAAACUCUAACAGUCAGACAUCAAGCUUUCCUAGCCUUGCAGUUUAUUCAUGGAAUAUGUGGAAGGAAGGGAAGAUACAAGAAUUGGCAGACUCAUCUCUCAUGGACACAUAUUCACCAGACGAAGUUUUGCUCUGCAUCCAUGUGGGACUCCUGUGUGUGCAAGAAAAUCCAGAUGAUAGGCCCCUGAUGUCAACUAUUGUGUUUGUCUUGGAGAAUGGAAGCACCACACUUCUAGCCCCCAACUGCCCCACCUACUUUGCCCGACGAAGAAUAGAAAUGAAGCAAAUUAUGGUUGACAUUCAGAGCUCUGUGAAUGAUUGUACUCUUUCGGAGAUAUAA
Molecule: messenger RNA, 420 nt
Organism: Triticum turgidum subsp. durum (durum wheat)
Lineage: Eukaryota; Viridiplantae; Streptophyta; Magnoliopsida; Poales; Poaceae
Source: the annotation of a GenBank genome assembly